GCAAAAUUGACGGAAAAAACACUGGCCAUCGACCACGCUUCACCUUGUAUUUAUUUUUUCGCCCAGAGAUAUUGAAUUUCCUUCUGAAAUUACGACAUCAUGGUUUUGAAGCUGUACUUUGAUUUUUUAUCUCAACCUUCGAGAGCCUUGUAUAUAUUCUUCAAAAAAUGUAAUAUUCCUUUUGAAUCGCACAUUGUCAAUAUAUCUCGAGGUGAAAAUCGGUCCGAGGAAUACGAGGAGAUACAUCCUUUUGGCAAAGUACCCUCCAUUGAACAUGAUGGAUUCAAGCUUAUCGAAAGUGUUGGGAUAGCUCGAUACGUAGCCCGAGAAUUUAAAGUUGCCGAACACUGGUAUCCAACAAAGUCCCGAGAACAAGCUAAAGUCGAUGAAUACUUGGAAUGGCAGCAUUUAAAUACGCGUGUCAUCUGUUCGCGACUUUUUUUGGCGAAUGUGCUGUUUCCAAUGAUGCGACAAAAAGCUGCCCAUCCUGAACGUGCCAAGGAAUGCGCGUCCGGCGUUACUGCCUGCUUGGAUCAAUUUGAAAACCUUUGGCUGAAAGAUAAAAAUUUUCUCAUGGGAAAUGAAAUCAGCGUCGCUGACUUAUUCGCAGCUUGCGAAAUCGAACAAAUACGAAUGGCGGGUUUAGAGCCGCGUCAAGGCAGGCCUAAGUUAAAAGGUUGGUUCGAUCGAGUCGAACAAGCUUCAGGGCCGCAUUACGCCGAAGCUCAUAAGUACGUGGACGACGUUGUCAAAAGGAUCGCAGGUCGGCCAGCACAUACGUGCGACAUAAAUGAAAUAUUUCCCUGAUCUGGAGUAAUAUUUAUUAUUCUUUGAUUAUUGAUACAUUGUUGAUAAAUACUUCGCUUGUAUUUAUUUAUGGUGGUUUAUAUAAAAUGAUAUAUAUUUUUAAAGCA
Molecule: messenger RNA, 914 nt
Organism: Trichogramma pretiosum
Lineage: Eukaryota; Metazoa; Arthropoda; Insecta; Hymenoptera; Trichogrammatidae
Product: glutathione S-transferase theta-1-like
Exons: 5
Coding region: 100-807 (235 amino acids)
Biological process (GO): glutathione metabolic process
Cellular component (GO): cytoplasm
Molecular function (GO): glutathione transferase activity
Source: RefSeq, a predicted model, not a curated record